AUGAAAAAAAAAAUAAAAAAAUUAAAAGUUUUUUGGAGUACAUGCUCCAUAUGUCUCGCACUCAAAUUUAUUAUUAUUUUAAUUCCCAUUAUUUGUUUGUUCACACACUCACACACACAAUGGUGUGUUGGUGGUAGUAGUUUAUUGUCAAAAUAA
Messenger RNA from Dictyostelium discoideum AX4, 156 nucleotides. RefSeq lists its product as hypothetical. The transcript has a single exon. The coding region runs from base 1 to 156 and encodes 51 amino acids. Lineage: Eukaryota; Evosea; Eumycetozoa; Dictyosteliales; Dictyosteliaceae. The record is from RefSeq and is a predicted model, not a curated record. Gene Ontology annotation, cellular component: membrane.